AUGGGACCAGUUUCUCUUCUUCCCAAAUAUCAGCAAUUAAACCCUUGGAAAGGCGAUUUGGCCAAGAUGACCCAUUUACAGGCUGGACUCAGUCCAGAGACUAUAGAGAAAGCUCGCCUGGAACUGAAUGAAAACCCAGAUAUUUUACACCAGGAUAUUCAGCAGGUCAGGGACAUGAUCAUCACCAGGCCUGACAUUGGAUUUUUACGCACAGAUGAUGCCUUCAUCCUGAGAUUUCUCCGAGCCAGGAAGUUUCACCAAGCAGAUGCCUUCAGACUCCUGGCCCAGUACUUUCAGUACCGCCAGCUAAACUUGGACAUGUUCAAAAACUUCAAGGCUGAUGACCCGGGCAUUAAGAGGGCGCUCAUCGACGGGUUCCCUGGAGUGCUGGAAAACCGCGACCACUAUGGCAGGAAGAUUCUCCUGCUGUUUGCAGCCAAUUGGGACCAGAGUAGGAACUCCUUCACAGACAUCCUGCGGGCCAUCCUGCUGUCCCUGGAAGUCCUCAUUGAAGACCCGGAGCUUCAGAUCAACGGGUUCCUUUUAAUCAUAGACUGGAGCAAUUUCUCCUUCAAACAAGCCUCCAAGCUGACACCGUCCAUCCUCAGACUGGCCAUCGAAGGGCUGCAGGACAGCUUUCCCGCCCGCUUCGGAGGCGUCCAUUUCGUCAACCAGCCCUGGUACAUUCACGCCCUGUACACACUCAUCAAGCCAUUCCUUAAAGACAAGACCAGGAAGCGGAUUUUCCUGCACGGGAACAAUUUAAACAGCCUCCACCAGCUCAUCCACCCGGAGUUCUUGCCCUCCGAAUUCGGGGGAACCCUUCCUCCUUAUGACAUGGGAACCUGGGCCCGGACGUUACUCGGUCCCGACUAUAGCGAUGAGAACGACUACACGCACACGUCCUACAACGCGAUGCACGUGAAACACACAUCCUCCAACCUGGAGAGGGAGUGCUCGCCCAAGAUGAUGAAGAGAUCUCAGUCUGUGGUAGAAGCUGGGACCCUGAAACAUGAGGAGAAGGGAGAGAACGAAAACACUCAGCCACUCCUGGCUCUGGAUUGA
This is a messenger RNA of Pipistrellus nathusii (Nathusius's pipistrelle), 1065 nucleotides long. NCBI's taxonomy places the organism in Eukaryota, Metazoa, Chordata, Mammalia, Chiroptera, Vespertilionidae. The record is from the annotation of a GenBank genome assembly.